This is a messenger RNA of Asterias rubens (European starfish), 1719 nucleotides long. RefSeq names its product adhesion G protein-coupled receptor L4-like. The annotation marks the transcript as partial. The transcript is spliced from 14 exons. Gene Ontology annotation, cellular component: membrane. Gene Ontology annotation, molecular function: G protein-coupled receptor activity. The record is from RefSeq and is a predicted model, not a curated record. Gene Ontology annotation, biological process: adenylate cyclase-activating G protein-coupled receptor signaling pathway; cell surface receptor signaling pathway. NCBI's taxonomy places the organism in Eukaryota, Metazoa, Echinodermata, Asteroidea, Forcipulatida, Asteriidae.
ACUUCAAGGCCAACGACACAAGUUAUGACUACGACUGCACAACAACUCUUCUGCCCAGAGAUUAACUACGAACCGACGACUACUCAAGUACCAACGACUACUGCUUUGAUAACAACAACCGAACAACAAACAACACAACAAACAACACAACAAACAACAACACAAGAUGAGACAACUCCUCAGGUUUUAACAACUGAAACGACAACACUUCAAACUUCACAAGAUCCUACAACCCCACAAAAAACUACAAUAAAACCGACUACUAAAAACACAACGCCACAAGAAACCACAAUAGAACCGACCACUAGAAACACGACACCGCAAGAAACCACAUUGAAACCGACUACUCGAAACACAACACCACAAGAAACCACAGCUCAAACAGUCACGCCAUCUGCAUGCGAAUCCAUUUUUCAUGAGCCUCCUGCUACCGACCACACCAACUCUUCGCUGUUGUUUGCACAACAAACGUUGGAUUUCGUCAACCUCUCUCUAAAUUUCUUUUUCGACCAGUUUAGAGAGGGCAGUCGAAAUCCUAACAUCGUAACCCCUGGUGAAAUCACCAAUACAUGGGAAUGCGUUUACGGAACAAGUUUCACGACUGAGCGAGAUUUGAAGCUGAUCCCUGACCUGCUUCAAGUUCUACUUCAAGGAUUCAUGAUGGGUGCUAAAUGGGCUCCUACCACCCAGGUCAUAGGUCAUCCCUUUGCUGGUGGUACAGAUGUUGAAAUGUGGAGGUCGGACAUUCCAUUCUUGGAGGGGUGUGAUAAUUACAGCAGAGCUCAUGUAGAACCAUCUCGAUUGACGUUUGAUGUACCGGACUCUGCAAUAGAUGAUAAUGGAACUGGUUGCCGGUCACUGUUGGUAGUUAAGAUGGAAAAGCUUGGUGACCUUUUACCGCAAGACGGUUGCUCGGACGAAGGAGAGUUCCAAUGUGAUGAAGUCGAGACUCCAUAUCCCCUCGUGACAGUCGCCCUGAACCCAUCCAAGCCACCUCCAUUUACUGAGCCAGUUACUGUUGGCUUUCAAAUGAAGAAUGAGAUUGCUGGAAACAUUCCCGUGUGCGUUUGGCUCCAAACAAAACUUCAGGCCAGCCCACCGAGUCUCCAGCAAUAUUCAUGGAACAGCAGUGGAUGUGAUACAGUAAAGGAGGAGGGCGCCAUCCUGUGCCGAUGUUAUCACCUGACAAGCUUCUCUGUUAUAAUACGGGUUGCAGACUUCGAGGUCGACGAAGGACACAAGAGGGCGCUGCACGUACUUAGCAUGCUGGGUUGCAUAACAACAAUUGUAUGCGCAUGUCUGACGAUUGCAAUCUACGUUUACUUGAGAAUCCUGAAAGAAGAAAGGAUUAUUCACACCCAGUUUCUUAUAUCCAUCGCGCUUUCUCAACUCAUAUUUCUCAUCGGGAUUGAUAUGAUCAAAUACGAGGUGCUUUGUAAAGUCGUAUCGAUCUCCCUGUUCUACUUCUUCAGUGCCACGUUCUCGUGGAUGCUGGUCGAGACAGGACACUUGUACUUGAGCGUGGUCAGAGUGUUCAGCUCGGGGUCAAAGUUCAAACUGUACUCCUUUGUAGGAUGGGGGUUGCCGGUUAUAUCUGUGGUGAUUACGAGUGCUGUUGGACUAUCACGCGAUGAAUUGAUAAGCAAGGAUUACUGUUGGUUGUCAACUCAAAGAGAACUUAUCUGGGGUUUUGCUGGACCUGCAUUGCUGAUUAUUAUG